This is a messenger RNA of Pelodiscus sinensis (Chinese soft-shelled turtle), 1717 nucleotides long. It is a transcript of the gene CPLX3, whose product is annotated as complexin 3. Gene Ontology annotation, biological process: neurotransmitter transport; regulation of neurotransmitter secretion; synaptic vesicle exocytosis. The record is from RefSeq and is a predicted model, not a curated record. Gene Ontology annotation, molecular function: syntaxin binding. Gene Ontology annotation, cellular component: terminal bouton; SNARE complex. NCBI's taxonomy places the organism in Eukaryota, Metazoa, Chordata, Testudines, Trionychidae.
GCGGAGCUCAGACUCGCGCGUCCGCUGGAGAAGGAGGGAGCCUCGCCCCGCCCCGCCCCGCGGGAGCUGUCCAGGCGUUGUGGUGCUGAACCAGGUGCCUGAGCCCGGCGCAGGCAGGGAGGCGCUCGGAGCCGCACACCCAUGGGAGCCGGAGCGGGGCUGGUCUGAGCCCAGCGGCCGCAGAGCGCUCCAGCCACCCCGCUGCUCCUCGGUCCGCCUGCCGGCCCGGCCCGGCCCGCGAUGGCGUUCAUGGUGAAGUCCAUGGUGGGCGGCCAGCUGAAAAACCUCACCGGGGGGCUGGGCGGAGAGGAGAAGGGCGAAGGGGAGAAAUCCCCGGCCGAAGCCCAAGGGAUGACGCGCGAGGAGUACGAGGAAUACCAGAAGCAGCUUGUGGAGGAAAAGAUGGAAAGGGACGCCCAGUUCGCCCAGCGCAAAGCAGAGAGAGCCACGCUCCGGACCCACUUUAGAGACAAGUACCGGCUCCCCAAGAAUGAAACGGACGACAGUCAGAUCCAGCUGGCAGGAGGGGAUGUGGAGCUCCCGAAGGAGCUGGCCAAGAUGAUCGAGCAAGACAAUGAGGAGGAAGAGGAAAAGGACUCUGUUAUCGGACAGCUGACCAAUAUCCAGAGCCUGGACCUUGAUUCCCUGAAGGAUAAAGCCCAGGCCACACUGGAGGACCUGAAGCAGUCAGCUGAAAAGUGUUCUGUCAUGUGACCUGGCUGUUUCCCUCGAUCUAACACCCCAGUCUUAACCGUGUAAUGUUGGGGGGAGGAGGGAUGCGACGGGUGGUCUGGGGGCAGCCGUGGUUUAGGAAAACUAGCCAGUGGGAGACCCACUGAGUUUGUCACCCUUACCUGUGUGAGUUGGAGACCUUUUCUACCCCCAUGCUCGGCCUAGAUUCCCUGAAACCAAUGCACGUGUCCUGUCCCUCUCGUGAAGCGUGGUUUCCAGCAGAAGGGCAGAGUCAGGAGGCAGCAUUGUCCCGUCCGCCCUUCCCCCAGGCGCCAGUCCUGCGGUGGGAUCUAAACCCGCUUGUGACAUUGGUUGACCGAGUUCCUCGUCCCAGUUUAGUAUUUUCGCGCAGAAGGGAGAGAGGCAUGUGAUGUGUGUUACGGAGCCAGGCCGGUGAAUGGGAGCAUGCAGACCUCUGCAGAGGAGCAGAUCGCUCGCCUCCUCUGCCUUCCCUCCUGUUGCGGUGACGCAGGCCUGGAGCAAAGCCCCCGGAGGCGAUGGUCAGUAUCCCCUGUUUUCCAGGCACAAGCUGUGACAGGGAAAUCCCCACAUCCAUAGCACCACCAAGAAACAACACUCCCGAGAGCAGCUUUCAGGCAUCCCUCGCCAAACACUCGGCAAAGGAGGGGCCAGUUAUAUCCGUCCCGUUUUAGAGAGGGGGAAACUGAGGCACAGAGCCGUUACACCCCGGUCAGAAGUAGGAUCAGGACUGGUGGGUGUGCAGUUGUCUGAGACCACAAUUGCCCUUCCGCGUAGGAACGUCACUUGCAGGAAACACGUUCAGCUGCCAUGUCACGUCCACAGUCUGGGACCGACUGUUAGUCGUGUUCCUUGAAGGAGAGAGCAGAAUUCAGCACCAUAUAGUGAGGGGGAAAUCUACCUGUCCAUUGUGAUGUACCCUUGCCAAGUUGUCGUCUGACUAUCUACCCCUUAUCUACCCUCCUUAUCCUAUGGUACCAAUGGAAUAAAUACCAGGACAUCUCUA